Molecule: messenger RNA, 8245 nt
Organism: Gigantopelta aegis
Lineage: Eukaryota; Metazoa; Mollusca; Gastropoda; Neomphalida; Peltospiridae
Exons: 5
Coding region: 137-5632 (1831 amino acids)
Source: RefSeq, a predicted model, not a curated record
UCGGCUGCUUGGCGCGUGCAAACCUCAGUACAGGUUUAGGACUAUUUUGUGGUUUUUCGUCCGCUGCGAAGUUGUCUUUUAUGAGAAGUUUUCUUGUCUGGGGAUUUCAUCAAAAAGGGAACAUAAGAAGUGGGUCAUGACUGGGCUAUCAGAAACAGGUGGCAGCUGCUUUCAGAAUUCUGAAUACAGUUUGUAUUCCCCCAACCAGUGGCAGACCAAUGUUGUAAAUUGUCAGCAGCAAGAAAAAUAUAAUUAUUUUCAACCUUUGAAUUCACAACAGCAGCUCUUGCCAAAUCAGCAUGUAAAUAAUUGUGAAAAAGUGAAAAACAUGAUUGGAAAAUGUGUUGAUAAUGAGUAUCGGGUAUUUCAAAAUGAGGAACAGAAUGUGUUCAGUAAUUUUCAGAAAUAUGCUCAAACUCAUUUUCCUUUACAUCAUACACCGAUACAUAACCAGCAGUCACAGAAAUCUUUGAAUUCAACAGGUCAGGUGACUUCAUCACCACAAAUGCCAACAAGACAUAGUAAAUUACCACUAGAGACCAGCUAUCAAGAUAGCUUACAACCCAUUGCAGAAAGUCUUGUUAGGUUACCAGAUCAAAUAACUGCAAGUCAAAAAGUCUUUAGUAGGCAGAGUCGGCGUGAUCAUUUGAAUGCACUACAACAGAGCUCUCUUCAGAACACGAUUCACUUCAAUCACAGAUAUAGUGCAAAUCAAAAUCAGAUAAGCAAUCAUCAUUUAAUUGGUCCCAGCCCUAAUCUUUAUCACAGUGACAGUUCCAGAACACAUGAUGCUUGUUUGAAUGUUUAUCAACAGAGCCAUUCCAAUUCUUUUACAUCCUCAGUAAACAUUUUUCAGGAAAAUCAGUUCAUUCAGCUACCUGUAAGUGCAGCUAAUACUUCUGAGUCAGCUUUAUCCACCACAAAUCACUAUUCAGUGAACAGUCGUAGGCUCACAAGAGCUGACUUGAGCAACUGCAGGCAUACAAGAUCUGACUUGCUUCCUUCCAAAGUAAACACUUUAGUAUACAGUAGAACUUGUGAAGGCAGUGUUGCCCCUUCACUUGAAUGUGAGAAUACUUGCCAAAUGGGCAGUUUUCCUGCAGUUGUUUCUAGUAUGAGAAAAGAAAUGCCCAUGGCAUAUCCUCAAAUGUAUGAAAUUAAUGGAAUGAGUAACUUGUCGCAAAGGUCUGUGCCCCAGCAUAACCAUCAACCAUAUGAAUAUACCUCACAUCAGAUCUCAAAUGGGUCGCAAACUAACCACAAUACUCCUUCCAAAAAACAGAGAAUUAACAGUUCUGAACCAAAGUCAUCUGAUCCGUUCAUAUCAAUGAAAAAAACAAAUGAAUCUCGGUCUUCUAACCUGGAAUCAUUCAGUGAUAAUUUUUCUAUGCAAAAAUGGUAUAAAAUGCCUUGUGAGGAGGAAAAUAAUGGAAAAACCAGGUUGCAUCCAAAUAAGGAUAAUUGUAACACAUCAGAUAGUUCUCAAAAUGGAGUAUCUGCCAUGUCUACUGAUCAGACUGGGAGUGCACUGAAAGAGAAAAACUCAUCUCCAAGUGGUUGUCCCAAUUCUUCAUGUAUAGACAGUCCUGUUGUGGAUAAUGAACUAAGUGUGCUGCAAGCUGCUACAAGUGAAAGAUUACACAAUUCAGAAGAAUCUAGUGAUUGUGGUAUAUUAAGCAGUCAUUGCCAAGAUAUAUCCAAUUGCAAGAAAGCUAAGAUGUUUGUUUCACAUGAACUACAUGUACACAGUGGUAGUGAAAGUAAAGGAGAACAAAGUUCUAGCAAACAGUGUGGGGUUUUUACCAGUUUAGUAAAGUCUAAAGGUAAUGACACUACUAACAGUAAUAACUUAUUAGAUGAAAAUCAUUUGUUCAUCAAUUUUGAUAGCCGUCCUGAAGAAGCUAGUCCAAAUUCCACUGAAAGAUGUAAAACAGACGUCAAAUCACCAUGUUUAGCAGUUCAGGAAGAAGGACCACAACAAGACAUGAGUACAUUGACAGAUUUAAAUGCUGAUUCAGAUUCACCAAGUCCUGUGAAAAGUGGAAACCUGUCUUUUGAAAUGCCUGAAAGAAUUUCGUCAUAUGAUGAUCUCCCUUUGCCAGUUAUAAAAUAUGUGCCCCGGAAGACUCCAAAAAAUUUUCUUGAUGAAAACAAAAAAAGAAUAGGUUUUGAUUUAAAUGUUAAAAAUUCUGCAGCAUUCAAGAUGAGUCAUGAGUUGGUAAGACAUUUCAGUAGCAAUACAGGUACCAUAGAUGUGGUUUCACAGUCCAGUUUCAUUGAUGCAUCAAAAUGUAAACAAACCAAACGUAAAACACAUGCAAACUGUGUUGCAAUGCAGGAUACUCAGAAGAUGGAAUCUACAACAAAGAGUAACAAACUACCAAAGAAAGACUUCAAAAACAAAAGAUCUGUAAGGAAGUCUGAUUCUCUCAUGAAAGUGAAACUUUCUUUUCACAGUGGUAAGCACAAAAAAAGGCAUAUGUCUCACAAUUCAGUACAAAAUAAUUGUCAGUCUUCUGACAAUGUAGAGAAAAAACACCAUAGUGAUCUUGGAACAGAUACUUCUCAAUCUUCCAGUAGUAGAGUCAAAAGGUGUGAAAAUGAUUUGAAUACCAAUGUAAAUGUUUCUCAAUCUACAAACAGAACAAAAAAACGGCAUCUCAGUAGUCCAGAUUUGAGCAUGUCUCAGUCUUCCAAGAGUAAAAAGAAAAGGUACCACAUGAAUUCUACACAUGACUUCAAAACCAAGAAUCACAGUAAAGACACGUUGGAUUUAGACCUUAAUACCAAAAAACAAAGUGUUUUUUCCAGCAAAAAUUAUCAUUCAAAAUCAAAACAAUUUGACAAAAAGCAACACAUGGCCCAACAUGAAAAUGAUCUUCAUUCGGGUAAACAAAGAAAUUCUUGCAGACAGACUAAACCUUCAAUCAAUUCUACUAAACAUGUUGAUGCUGAGACAAAUGGCAGUAGGGAAAAGUUGGAUAGCUCUGAGCAGUAUUUAGAAGCAAAUAAGUUGUCAAUUUUCUCAAAUGUACUGGAAAGUGUUACGGAAAUAAUUUCCAGCAAAGGUGUACAUAUUGCUGGAAAUGAAGCUCUGUCUAAAACAUCAAAAUAUGCAAAUGUAGAUCAGGUUUCAAAAGAAAAAUCAAGCUCUGUUACUUCUGAUUGUGUUGAGGAGAAUCACUGUUGUUCUUUAAAGUUUGACCAAUUGAUGAUGUUUCCAGGUUACAACGAACUCAAGAUGGUCAAGUACCAUGGUAAACCGUUGCUCUGCUUGAAUCUACCUAAUGGAAAAUAUUUUGUUAUGAAAGAGUUCAUAGCAAAGUGCUUCACAACUAGCAAGAAAAAGAUAUACCAAGCAAAAACCAAGGUUCUGCACAUAAAGUAUUGUGAGCUUCGACAUCAAUGUCGAAAGGAAGUCAUCAGAUACUUGGCUGAAGGGAUCCAGAAGCAUAAUAUAUGUGCAGGGCCUACUCGUACAGAAAUGACCACAAAAGCUCGUGAUUUGGAAAAUAUGUUUUUGGGCAUUAUUUUGGUACAAGAUGCAAACAAACUGUACCAUCAUCUAAAUCCCGCAAAAACAAAUAUGCAUCAAUCUGAGAUCCCCAAAGCAAAAUGUUCUGGUGUUGUAGGCUGUGGAAAAAAAGAGGAAAAAACUGAAGAAAUGAAGACUAACAUUAGUUCAGAAGUCAAAGCCAGUGAUUACUGCACAAAUGAUGAUAUAUUAAUUGCAAGUGACCAAGAGAGAUCAAAAUGUUUGCAGUCUUCAGAAAAAUGUGUUCAACAUACAGUGUCUUUUUCCAUGAAUAACCAUGAUGCAGAUGAUGAAAACAGUUCAGUUUCCAGUGACAGCACCUUUAUAUAUUGUGAUGGUAUGGCAGCCCAUGUAAGAAAUUCAAAUGUGUUUCUUAAUGAAACUGAUACUCAUGGAAAUCCAUUAUCCACAGCAGUAGUCAACUUGGAUGAAUGUGGUAAUACAAAUAAGUCCGAUAAGUUUACAGAGAAGUGUUUAUUGGAUCAGAAGACAACCGAGGAAACGGCUUGCCACUCUUCAGACAAGCAUCUCUCCAGCCAGAUGACAGCUACAGAUGAGAUGAACAUUCCAGAAAAUUGUAUUUCAAGUAAUGUGAUAACUCACGGAAAUAUUCAUGGUAUGUGUGUAUCAUCUAAGGAAAAGGCAAAUGUGUCUCAACAGACGUUUAAGCUAAAUAGCCUGACAGUUGAGGAAAAUGACAAAUCUGCAGAUAAGUGGACAUUAAAUAAUAUGACCGAUGAGAAUAAUGCAGACAAGUGUAUUUCAAGUCAACUGACAGUUAAUGAAAAUAAUGACAAACCUGCAGAUGCAAGUCUUCUGAUAGCCAAGGAAAAUGCAGGGAGGUGUGCAUCAAGUCAUCUGUCAUUUACCGACAGUGCUGCUGAUGGUAUAACAAGUCAGACAAUUGAUGGAGGUGUGGAAUUGAUAGAGGGAAUUCUAUUGAGAUAUCUCCUGCAGGACAGGACAAAGUGGUACCUUAUAACAGAUCUUUAUCCCAUGUUUGGAGAACAAGAAGUUUUGAGUGUAGUUCAGAGUGAGUCCAUAAUCCUGAAAGGCUGCACCAAGGAGCAGUGUCAGUACUUUAAAGGGUUAAAUUAUCUACUGGAUGAUGCUGGUUGGUAUUUAUUAACAGAAGAGAGUGUGCAUAUUAUUCUGUCAUCCACCAAGAAAACCUCUGCAGGCAGCUGUGUUGAUUUUAUUAAUAAUUCUUUUGGAGAUAAUGAUAAACGUGAUAAAAUGUCAUCAUGGAAUGAAGAAAUUGUAAUACAUUCUGACAGUGAAAAUGAGUUCUCAUCACAUCAUGCUAAUAGUGUCUCUUGGAUGGAUGACUGUUCUUCCAAAACCUGUGAUACUUCAUUAGGAAAUUCUGAUUCAUCUAAAUCUGCAUUUGGUUCAUUAGCGACAUGUGAUGAAGCUACAUGUUUGUCUGGAACUGCUGAAAGUUCAUCAAGAACUGAUGUGGUUUCAUCAAGUACUCAUGCAGCACUAUCAAGUACUUGUGUUGUUUCUUCUGAAAAAGACAAUGAUUUACAAGUAGCUGUGACUUCUUGUGAUGGUUUAUCUGAAACUGGAGACAGUUUGUCCUUGGCAGGUGAUGGCUUACUUAGAAUGUGUGAAUUGCGUGAAACUCUGCAAGAUUCUCACACAACCUGUUAUGAUUCUUCAGAGCUUUGUGGUAAUGUAUCAGGGACUGAUAUCGAUGCAUCUAUGAUUCCAUCUGGAACAGAUGAGAGGUUAGAUGGUAUAUUGCCAGAAUCAUCUAUUCCAGUUGCAGGAUCUUUUACUCCAUGCAGUGUAAACUUGGGAGAACAUGUAGAAAUGAAGAAAAAAGCCUUUAUUGCUGAGCAAAGCAAUGAAGUUGCUGAUAAAUUAAAAUUUGUUUAUGAAACCUUUCGUGGAGCACCAAAGGAAGCCAUCUUGAAUUCUGUUCUUGAACUAUGUGAAAAGAUUCAUCAUCUGCAAAAUGAAAAUCGGAAUCUGAAUUCAGAAGUCAACAGAAUUAAUAAAGAAAAUGUAGAUCUUCUACAAACUGUCCAGCAUUAUCAAAAUAUGGUAAAGGAGUUUACUAUGAGUUUCAAAGAUGCUGAAGAAGAUUAAGAGAGGUCAUGAGGUGUGAAAGUUUUCCAAAUGUUCGUGGAUCGAGAGCCAUCCAGAUAUUCAUGGAAGUUCCUCUCCUUACUGCGAUUUGAAUGUGUUAUGGAGUUUACCCCACAAAAGUGCCAUCAGAUGUUUCGUGUGAUUUUCUUUUAACUAUGCAGAUGCUUUUUGGAUAUUUCUCAUCUGCUUCUCAAUGUUUUAUCAUAAUGGAAGUAUCCUCACAUGAACAACGUCCAGCUAUAUAAAUUAACCAUUCAUAUUACCUCAUAUGUGUAUCGUCCAAGUGAUUCAUGAUUUUUAUUUUCAUGUAACCACUAUCUAUAAUUUUACUCAUUAGUACCAUCCAGACAUAUUGGAUUUUGACAUUUUAAAUAAUCCCUAAGAAAUAUUUCAACCAAUGUUAUGCUGCAUCUAUGUGGGUUAAGUCUGUGUUGAAUAUUCAUGUAUGUGAUGUAUUACAAUAAUGCAGUUUAAUGUUUCUGACCUUAUAUAUACAGUCAAACCUUGUCAUUCCGCUCUCCCCACUUAUCGCCUAAAAAUAUAUUUAAAUUUACCUUGUUUUACCACUAUCCACCAAUGCAUUGGGCGAAACAUUCCUAUAUGAAAGCAUAGUAAAACAACCCGAUAUACCGCCAUCGGACAAUCUCGUUUACUAUCUACUACUUUGUGACAAAUAGCUGACCACGUGUGUGUAUGUGUGCAGGUUCACAUGCAGGUCAUGUUCAGUCAAUCGUUUUUAGCUAACACUCGCUAGACAGGGUUUUUUUGUGGGGUUUUACACUACCCAGUAAACCGAAUUACCACUUCUGAAACCAUUCAAAAUAAUUUGCAAACGUCAGCUAGCAGAACUUGGGUGUAGUCUGCCAAUCACUCAUUCCCUGAAUCCCACCCUUCAAAAUUACUUCAUUAGCUUACAAAUAAAAAUAAGAAAUCACUUUGAAAAUGUUACAUAAUUCGAAACAAAUACCUCACCCUCAAACGUACCUUAUUGGGCCUCUCUUUGGACGUUCACCGGCUUCGGUGGCGUCGUGGUUAGGCCAUCGGUCUACAGGCCGGUAGGUACAGUGUCAGAAUGACCGUAUUUUUGACGUAUUGUUAAAUAAAAACAAACUUUUCCUUUUACUUUUUGGACGUUUGUUCAUCAGUACUUGCAAGCAUAUCAAUCAUAAUAAAUAGGGCUGUAAUAGAGCAUAUUUUGUGUUAUUCUGUAACACAACUAGGGUACUUUGGGGCUGGUACUGAGCACUUAGAAAACUCGUUAUAACGCCAAAAUCAGUUGGGUCUCAAACUGGGUGGUAUAACAAGGUUUGACUGUAUGGAUAGUUAAUUAAUUUUAAAAGUAUUGUCAGAUGAUGUAUUAGAAAAUAUUGUCAGAUGAUGUAUUAGAAGUACAUGUACACUGUUUCCAAAAUAUAAGAUACAAAAUAUGGAAAAAACAAAUUACAUUCACAUACGGCCCUGUUCAUUUGACCGCCUUUAAGUAUCAUAAUAUAAAAAAAAUUCUUUAGCAGGGGUACAGAAAUAGAAAAGAUUUUUUGAUAUAAAGUGACAUCCUGCAAGUAUUCAAAACACACUGGCAACAUACUGGCAACAUAAACAAGCUAUUUUUAGGAAGUAUUGAUCUUCGACCAGCUCUGUAUCCGUUGUCUAUUUGUCAGUCAAAAAAGAGAGAUGGUCAGUCAAACUGGUAAAUGCAUUUUUUUAACUCGUCCAUCAGAAUUUGUACUUUCAUUUGGCGAGUACUUUCUUCACCCCCGUUUAGUUUGUUUAUAUUUUUAGUUUUAGCAAAGCUUUUACGUGGUCAAAAAUUAAGUAAACAAGCAGUAAGUAACAUGAAUUAUUCUAGUAUUUCAAAUUGUUGGUGCCAGUCUGUACAUUUGAGAUAUUUUUACAUUUGAGAAAAUGAAACACGUGCCGUGAAAAAUAAAAUAAAAAUCACUGAAUAAAUUAGUUGUUAACUGAACUUAUCACAUCAAACAGUUCAACUUUGGCAUGAAUGAUAAUGUAUUUUGUUUUUUAAAGAAUGAAAACUUAAAAACCAGCCUCGUUUGAGGGAUUGGCAAAAACACAAUUAAAAAAGUCCAGAUGCGGACACGUCUUGAUAAAAAAAACAAUAAUGACAUUAAAAUUGGCAUGUGUAUGCAGUUCAAAAUGUUGCUGCCCACUUUUAGUUCUGGCAGAACGUAGGCCUGCAUAUUGCCUUGUAAAAAAAAAAGAGUUAAUGUCUAACCCUGAAAAUAUUAUAAAUCGUUUGAGAUAAUGUGAGUAUGAGACAAACAUACAGACGCUUACAUAUACACAUAGAGAAAUAUUUGAGACCUACAUUUUUCAUGAUAGCGUGACAUUUGAAAGAGGUUUUUUUAGAAAAUGGAUUAAAGUAAAAUAUUUGUUACGUUGAAGGUCUGAAGAUGGAAGCCAGCAAGAAGUAAAUCGAUUUUAAAGUUGUUAUUAAUAAAACCUAUACAGAAAAAAAAGAAAAAGUAAACAGAUUCUUACAAGUCAGUACAUGUAUUUAAAUUGCACUGUUUAACUAUUGUUUGAUGCUAAAACAGAUGUUAACCUGUAAAAUGUUAGUUUUUCCAUUGUUUUUACCCGAAUAAACAAUUAAAAACA